Trichomonas vaginalis G3 is the source of this 2037-nucleotide messenger RNA. RefSeq names its product cyclin-dependent kinase inhibitor 2C-related family. Gene Ontology annotation, molecular function: protein binding. The record is from RefSeq and is a predicted model, not a curated record. Gene Ontology annotation, cellular component: nucleus; cytoplasm. Lineage: Eukaryota; Parabasalia; Trichomonadida; Trichomonadidae. The annotation marks the transcript as partial. The transcript has a single exon.
AUGAAUAAUGACUUACAAAUAUUCAUUGCCUUCACUGAAAGAGAAGGAUUUAAUGAAAAUCAAAAACUUGAAAGCAACUUAUUUAGAGAUUUUAAUAGACCUUUAGUAUUUCCUAAUGAAAAUGAACUUUCAUUACUUGAAUUAUGUUGUUACUAUGGAGCGGUUGAUUGUUUCAAGUUCUUAAGAACAGAAUUUGACUUAGAAAUAACAAAAAGAUGUCUCGAACUUUCAUUUAUAGGAGGUAAUCAAGAGAUAAUGAGUGAAUGUUUGAAAUAUCAUAAGCCAGAUGAUGAAUGCAUGAGAUAUGCAAUUAUUUCACACAACAUUGAUUUUGUAACAUUCUUAGUGAAUGAGUACAAAAUAUAUAUCGACUUGUAUAAUUGCGGAAAAUAUAUUAAUCUUGAUUCAUUUUUAGUUUUUUUCGAUCGAACUCAUUUUUUAAUCGACUGCUUUAUUUUUUCUCCGAUGUUCAAUAUUCCUUCCCUUUGCGAAUAUUUCCUUUCAUUAGGAGUAGAUAUCAAUAAAAAACUUUAUGAAGAAGGAACCGCUUUUCAUAUUGCAGCACUUUAUAAUAGUAAAGAUACAGCAGAACUUCUUAUUUCGCAUGGUAUUAAUAUCAAUGAAAAAGAUAAAGAUGGGAAAACAGCUCUUCAUGAAACAGCAUGGAUGAAUAGUAAAGAAACAGCCAAACUUCUUAUUUCACAUGGUAUUAAUAUCAAUGAAAAAGAUAAAGAUGGGAAAACUGCUCUUCAUGAAACAGCAUGGAUGAAUAGUAAAGAAACAGCCGAACUUCUUAUUUCACAUGGUAUUAAUAUCAAUGAAAAAGAUAAAGAUGGGAAAACUGCUCUUCAUGAAACAGCAUGGAUGAAUAGUAAAGAAACAGCCGAACUUCUUAUUUCACAUGGUAUUAAUAUCAAUGAAAAAGAUAAAGAUGGGAAAACUGCUCUUCAUGAAACAGCAUGGAUGAAUAGUAAAGAAACAGCCGAACUUCUUAUUUCACAUGGUAUUAAUAUCAAUGAAAAAGAUAAAGAUGGGAAAACUGCUCUUCAUGAAACAGCAUGGAUGAAUAGUAAAGAAACAGCCGAACUUCUUAUUUCGCAUGGUAUUAAUAUCAAUGAAAAAGAUAAAGAUGGGAAAACUGCUCUUCAUGAAACAGCAUGGAUGAAUAGUAAAGAAACAGCCGAACUUCUUAUUUCGCAUGGUAUUAAUAUCAAUGAAAAAGAUAAAGAUGGGAAAACAGCUCUUCAUGAAACAGCAUGGAUGAAUAGUAAAGAAACAGCCGAACUUCUUAUUUCACAUGGUAUUAAUAUCAAUGAAAAAGAUAAAGAUGGGAAAACAGCUCUUCAUGAAACAGCAUGGAUGAAUAGUAAAGAAACAGCCGAACUUCUUAUUUCGCAUGGUAUUAAUAUCAAUGAAAAAGAUAAAGAUGGGAAAACAGCUCUUCAUGAAACAGCAUGGAUGAAUAGUAAAGAAACAGCCGAACUUCUUAUUUCACAUGGUAUUAAUAUCAAUGAAAAAGAUAAAGAUGGGAAAACAGCUCUUCAUGAAACAGCAUGGAUGAAUAGUAAAGAAACAGCCGAACUUCUUAUUUCACAUGGUAUUAAUAUCAAUGAAAAAGAUAAAGAUGGGAAAACUGCUCUUCAUGAAACAGCAUGGAUGAAUAGUAAAGAAACAGCCGAACUUCUUAUUUCACAUGGUAUUAAUAUCAAUGAAAAAGAUAAAAAUGGGAAAACAGCUUUUCAUACAGCAGUACGUUUUAAUUAUAAAGAAACAGCCGAACUUCUUAUUUCGCAUGGUAUUAAUAUCAAUGAAAAAGAUAAAAAUGGAGAAACUGCUCUUCAUUAUGCAGUACGUUUUAAUUAUAAAGAAACAGCCGAACUUCUUAUUUCACAUGGUAUUAAUAUCAAUGAAAAAGAUAAAGAUGGGAAAACUGCUCUUCAUGAAACAGCAUGGAUGAAUAGUAAAGAAACAGCCGAACUUCUUAUUUCACAUGGUAUUAAUAUCAAUGAAAAAGAUAAAGAUGGGAAAACUGCUCUU